Rotaria sordida is the source of this 222-nucleotide messenger RNA. Lineage: Eukaryota; Metazoa; Rotifera; Eurotatoria; Philodinida; Philodinidae. The record is from the annotation of a GenBank genome assembly.
AUGUCUGUAGCACUUCCAGGCGAUCGAAACAAAGAAUCAGUCGAUAACAUCACGGGUGCACCCGAUAUAGCUGCUCAACAAAAGCUUGAGCAUCAAGCUGCAACACAAUCCUCUUCAUCAAGUCAACAACAUGUUGAUGGUGGAAGUGGACAACAGCAUCUAUCUGAAUCGUCUAAAACGUUCAGCCAACAAGUUAAUGAUAAUAAAACUGGACAACACUAA